Molecule: messenger RNA, 1820 nt
Organism: Gilbertella persicaria
Lineage: Eukaryota; Fungi; Mucoromycota; Mucoromycetes; Mucorales; Choanephoraceae
Exons: 7
Coding region: 193-1758 (521 amino acids)
Source: RefSeq, a predicted model, not a curated record
AAGAAAAUAAACUUUUGGUGUAUUGAAGGUAUCUAAAUUCGAAAAGGAUUAUGCAUAGAGCAGGUUGUGGCUUAAUUACACGAUCACCAUAUAAAAAAUUUAAACGCGUCUUUGAGGCGCGCUUUCUAGCAAGUCCUUUUUGAGUCCCCGUGAUUUGCAAUAUUUUUUUCCCUUUCUCUUUUUCUGUGCAAAAUGUAUUCCCCAAGAAGAACGAGAGCAGAUGACUAUGAGGGAAUACCUAAAACGCCAGAAAGAACAAUUGCCUCACCUUUGAGAGCUAUUGCUUCACCUUUGUUUGAAGCUGUAAAGCACUAUAAAGACACAGCAACACGAGACUUUGAUCGCUUUUAUGGAAACUUACAAGCUACUCUAUCUCCUAGAACAAGUGAAUCUCGUAUUCGAAAAAGAACUCUGGACACACAGGAUAGAAUAAGGUCUAUUCAAAGACAAAAAAAAAGUGAUAAUCAUGACCGCACUCGAACUUCUUUAACUCCUCUUAUUGAACGACAUUCUUUGCGUGAGGAUGCACGAGCAAAAUAUGAUUAUCCUAGUCGUAAUCCUUUUUAUCAAGAUAAUGAAUCAGACAUUGCUGAAACACCCUCUUUGGUCGAAUACGAUAUUGAAGAUUCACCAAAUACACAUAUUUAUCAGCCAACUAAGGAUUCAUUGCCCAACAGGCGUAUGAGUUCUCAUAGACUACAGAGACAAUUGCUUGAAGAGAGACAUCGUAUGGAUCGAUUACAAAAGAACCUAGCAAGAAUCAAAAGACAAUCUUCAUUCUUGGCUGAUGAAAUUUCUUCGACCAUGUCAAUUGAUGACAGCUAUCAAGGCAUCGAUGAAGAUGUCUCUAUAAGGUCACCUUUAAAAAGAAAGAAAGAGGACGAAGAAGAAGAAGAAGUCUUUUCCAAUUCUUUUAAGCACCGAAUUUCUUUAUUCAGUCAAAAAGAAGCUCAACCAUCCACCAGUCGCCACCCACACUCUGUAUCAGUCAAAUCUAAUACAAACCAACAAUUAGCCACCCCACCUCAAUCUAUUGAUUAUUAUCAUAAAAACACCCCUUCCUCUCUGUCUAGAAAAGCUUCUGCAUCUCGUCUUCAUGUGUCCCCAAAACGCAAUGUAAUUGAUGAAAUCAGCACCGCAAAGUUGAGAUCUACAGAAACCAUUAGCACACCUGGAGGAAGCCGUGUCAGUAACCGUUUUUGGAGAGAAAUCCAUGGUUUGAAUGCAAGAAGAGAAAUCCAUUCACCAGGUAUUGCAAAUGGCAGAAUCAGCAAACCAACACCAAAGCGUAUUUCUACAUUCCAAGAGGGCGAUAAAAGAAAAGAAACGUCAGUGUCUCAAACAUGGGCAAAUGAUGAUGGGUUUUGGUCUGCAGAAAGUAAUAAUGCACCUGCCCCAAGUGCACUCAAUAGCAAAUUGUUAGAAGUAGCUGAACAAGAAAAGAGUCAUUCACCUUCACCAAUAAGAAAUGCAGUCAAAAAUAACCUUUUUGAAGAUCAAAAUCAACUCACUAUGGAAUCAGCUUCUUCUCCUUCAGAUGAUGCUACUGUACAUAGCCUUUAUAAAAAUCCUUUGUUUAAAGCAGCUCAACAACAGACAACUAGCUUAUUAGACGAACUUGAAUCUGCCAAAAAGCGUGAUGAAGAAAUACGAAAGAGAAAUAAUAUACCAGCCAUGAACAAUAAUCUUCUUGCUGAACUUAAAGCAAAGCAUCGAGCCAAGUUUAUUGAUGACUCAGAUUCCUACAAGUUUUCAUAAUCCACACAUUUAUACACACUAUAAUAAAACUCAUGAUUCAUGCUAGUAUUUGUGUUACUUUU